Vanrija pseudolonga is the source of this 378-nucleotide messenger RNA. RefSeq lists its product as uncharacterized. The transcript is spliced from 3 exons. The coding region runs from base 1 to 378 and encodes 125 amino acids. NCBI's taxonomy places the organism in Eukaryota, Fungi, Basidiomycota, Tremellomycetes, Trichosporonales, Trichosporonaceae. The record is from RefSeq and is a predicted model, not a curated record.
AUGCUCGCCCGUACUCUUCUCCUCUCUGUCCUCGCCGCGACGGCGCUUGCGUCAGCCGAGCCCGCUCAGCCAGCAGAGCUCGUGGGCCGUCAGGAUGGCUCUGGUGCCUCUUGCCAACCUGUAUGCCCUGCGCUGGGAAAGAUUACUACCGACCCCAAGACAUACUGCCCGGCAGACGUGGUCUCCGGCCUCAGUAGUUGCCUUACCUGCCUUCAGGGGUUGCCUGCUCCGAACCAGACUGCGAUCGACGAGAUUAAGAAUGUGCAGAGCCUUCAGAGUAAGAACUGCAAGGAUGGCAAGCCGUCAGCUGCCUCGAAGACUCUUAUCAGCGCCGGCGCGGCCGUGGUCGCGGUGGUUGCCGGCGCCAUGGUUCUCUGA